AGUAUAAUAGUGAAUCUCCCAUAAUAAUUUAAUAAACAUGCAAAACGACGCCGUAGCCGCCAGCGAUAUAGUAAAGUGGUGCAAAUAUUUCAAACAAAGAAAAAGAAAAAGGAAAUGUGGUGCAAAUAAUAAACAUGCAAAACGACGCCGUAGCCGGAACAAAAAGGGGGAGAAAAUAUCAUAAGGCGCGCUCGAGUCGAAGCGCAGCUGAAGAUGGCGGUUGUUAUGUUGGUUAACCACCAUAAACCUCUGGCUAUAACUGUCCAAUCCCAAUCGCAAAACCCUAGCUUCAAUUCCCGCAAAAUUAACCCCAAUCAAUCCCAUGCCUGGGGGGCUCGCCGUCGCCCCAUAAUCAAUGGACUGAAUGGAGACACAGAAUCCGACCCGAACAAUCCACAAGAUAAGGAAGUGGACAAUUUGGGAGUUAAAGCUGCAUUAUGUGUGCUCAAAUUCUACAAAAGGGAAAUCUCACCUCUCUUACUGAAUAGUUGCCGGUAUGUCCCAACCUGCAGUGAGUACUCAAUGCAAGCUUACAAGAAAUAUGGAUUUGCAAAAGGUUCAGUCUUGACAGCUUGGCGAAUCUGUCGUUGUAAUCCCCUUGGUGGCACUGGAUAUGAUCCUCCUCGAUGGUUCGAAGAGACAAGUUUGCCUGAAGAAGAAUAGAUGAAUUAUGCCAUAUUCCCUGUAUAAGAUUAAAAGUUCUUUCGUUUUUUUAAUACAAACGAUAUUGAGAGGAAAAAUCGAACUAAAACUUCGGUA
This is a messenger RNA of Prunus dulcis (almond), 759 nucleotides long. Its product is annotated as UPF0161 protein At3g09310. The transcript has 4 exons. The record is from RefSeq and is a predicted model, not a curated record. Bases 214 to 663 code for a protein of 149 amino acids. Lineage: Eukaryota; Viridiplantae; Streptophyta; Magnoliopsida; Rosales; Rosaceae.